Messenger RNA from Nilaparvata lugens (brown planthopper), 4556 nucleotides. RefSeq names its product mucin-6-like. The transcript is spliced from 6 exons. Lineage: Eukaryota; Metazoa; Arthropoda; Insecta; Hemiptera; Delphacidae. The coding region runs from base 325 to 3600 and encodes 1091 amino acids. The record is from RefSeq and is a predicted model, not a curated record.
AGCAGAGAGCAGAGAGCAGAGACCAGACCGGGCGGUAAGGCAGGUGCUCCAUCGCACUCUGGCGAAGUGGGGCAGGACACACUUUCCUCUCUCUUCCAGGAGCUUGCUUCUUUUCGCAGCAUGGUCGGUUAGUCAGUGACAACGCUUCAUGUGAAUUGGUUGCUCUUGUGUAGUUCUCAGCACUCGGUCAGUUGGUGGUGAAUAAAGUGUCGUUCAUGCGUUCAUUGAUCUAGUGGUGCAGCACAUGCUAACUCCGCCAAAACUCUCGUCACACGUGUGUUGUUCGUUUUGUGCGACGUCGGCUUCGACCGGCUGCAGAUUGACAUGCUGCCUUCUGCACUCUUCUUUCGAUAUUACCUAUUCGGUUUAUUGCAAAUUUUAUUCCUGAGGUCAUCAGUAUUUGCCAAGGAUUACGGCCAUAUAGAGACAUGGCACCCGUUGCGAGAGAGGCCGAUGAUCUCGAGGGUGGUUUUGCCGAUGCGACCAGCCAUCCCCUUCAACCGGCCGACCACCCGCGCAGGCGCACAAGGACACGCCACUAACAAGAGGCUGCAAGUUGAGCCUUCUCCGUCUAAUAAAAUAGAGCAGGUAUUUGCUCCGGCACCACCAAGCAUCUUGGGCUCAUUCAGCGACUUCGGCCAUGCCACGGUCAAAGCGAGGGAGCCUGCAAGAAUGAAGAAGAAGCCGGUGCACGCUGAGCAGCAGGCGGCCGAGGCCAGUCCGGCGAUCGGACUGCUGUUGCCUCCACCGCCCGUCCACGAGAACGAGGCCAACUACGGCUUCCAGCAGCAGGACGAGACCCCAGCAGCCGCCUACUACUUCGAGGCAUCUCUGCGGCCGCCUCCAAGAGACUCAGCCAUCAACAUCAUCCCGCCUCCACACUCCAGCAACCUGCCUCCAAACACCUACUACUUCGACAAUCCCCACAGCUACCACUCUCGCUUCCCUGUCACUCACUCUCACAAACAACAGGGUGACUUCUUCUUUGGACAGUCCACAUCAGCAUUCAGAACCACUCUUCCAACUGUUCCACCUUACGAGUCUCCCUUCAGACUCUACCAGUCUGAUGCUUACAGUCAUGCGUCAACCAGACUACAACCACCCUCCACAAGGCAGGUUACCAACUACUACAGUCAAAAUCCAUUUGGAGAUAUCAACCUCAGCUCCAGGCGUCCAGAGUUCAAAUUGGAAGGAAAACAGCCAGCAAAAGACAUACCAGUUUUCCAACAUCUUCCAUCAGCUGCCAUUCAACAUUUACCUUAUAUUGCAAGACCUGUAAACAAAGAGAAUCAGAAUGAGGGCAAAGUAGUUUUCCAUCAAUACUCCCAUGUACAGAGGCCUGUAUUCGAAGAUAAUCAAAGCCAACCAGUUGCCAAAGAUGUCUUUCAACAACUCUCUCAUCUAGGUCGGCCAUUCAAGAACCCCCAAAACACACAAUCCGAAUAUAGUCACUCCAGUAGCAGUAGUAAUAAUAAUAACAAUAUUAAACAUAAUAAGAACAAUAACAAUAUCAAUCAACAGCAAAAUAAUAAUCCCUACCUGACAACAGUCUCUUCCAGCAUACAAUUUGAAGAUGAUAAAAGAUUAAAAGUACCGAGUCAAUCUUUCCAUGCUCCACCCCCAGCUGCAAAUCAACAGAGUGAUGUUGAUAGUUAUAGUUACAAUGAAAAUCCCCAUAAACUUAUUCCACUCAGUGUUACAACAGUAGACAUUCCUUCAGACACUGUGAAGACUGGAACAGUAUUAUCAAGUGUUCAGCCAUAUUUGGAGUAUCAAGAACAAAAACAAAAACCACUUACUUACAAUGACGCACCAGUUAGAAAUCGACGGCCACAAGUCGAUAUUAAAACGUACCAGACUCUGAGAGACGAUACUAGACCGUUCCUACCAACACCAGCAACAGAUGUGGAGCCUUUCAUAAGGGAGCCUGUCAGAGGAACACCCUCAUCCGAUCAUGAGGAUCAGUUGAACGAAGUACAUGUACCAAACAGAGGAAUUUACUCAGCAGUCAGAAAGCCCACAGAUGAGACACCACUCGACGAUUUGACAACAACGUUCUACAAGGUGAGCUCUAGGAAGCCAGUGAACCCUCUCAAACACAGGAGAAGACGUCCGACUGAAGUACCCAGUACAGCUACUACAGUUUUACAAGAAAUAGAACAUGAAGAAAGUUUGAAUUCAAUACCGAAUGGUAUCUAUUCCAAUUUGGGUAACACUUUAUCCAGCGUUGAACCUCAAACAGAAAGUGAACAGGAGAACUACCCUGUUACUACACCUCAGCCACCAAAGAGACGAAAGAAGCCAAACCGACAUAGGAAUCGAGUGCAUUCCAACUAUUUCAAGACCACACUUCCACCUGAGCCCGAAACCACGCAGCACGUGCUAUAUGAUUACUCGACGGCGGUCAUCACAGAUGCUCCAGAAAUCACCAAUCCUCACACACAUAACUCAGCUGACAUCUACAGCAAUACACAACCUAUAGAUGAUUAUACAAGGUACAAAGAUUAUUCAACCCAAGAUAGUAUAGCUGGAACUCAGAAUAUCUACCCCACGCAGCCAGUAAGCAGUGAGACAGCAAAUAGUAUAGAGGAGGAUGAAGCAACUGAGAAUUUCAUCACAACUACUUUGGCAACCACAACUACUUCUACAACCACCACUCAGGCUCCCCUACCUUCCUCCACAGCAUCGUAUAGGACUAGAGUGAGGAACAAGUAUGGGAAUAACACAAGACCCCGGUUCAGUGUGAAAGAGUACAAGGAAAGGAUCAACAGAGGCUCAAGCAGCACAACCAUUGCUCCCAGCGCACCUGAGGAGACUGAAACAGAAAUACCAAAGGUGAGGGUGAAGUACCCCACCAGAAACAGGGGUCAGUACAAGGCGUCAUCCAGUACUGCUGCUGUGAAUGACGAUGAUUUCAUUCAUGAAACUACUACGGAAAUCAUACGAAAGUACAAACCUCGAGUAAGGUACAACUACAAGACGUCUACCACAACACCGAAGCCAUCAUUGCAGCUAGACAGCCCUAGUACGACGACGGAAAGAGUAAACACCUUCAAACCAAGUGGUGGCAGAUACAAGGCGGGCACUGGCAAAUACUACAGCAGGUACAGAACGUCGACAACAAAAGCACCAGACGAGGAGAGUGACGAUUCGUCGCCGGCAGCGUCCAAGCCGAUCCGGACGAAGGGCGUGUUCUCGGCCAAGCGACGUCCGUUCCCGCUGCGGUCGACGGUCGAUCCGGACGCGGACGCCGAUGCGCCGACGCAGGAGAGUCGUCGCGAGAACGAGAUCGACCAGGUGCUGACAACGGUGAUGACGAAGAAGGUGGAUGAUGCCACCACCACCACGAUUAUCUCGGGCACUGUGCAGGGAACAUCUGCGGGACCAACUGGAGAGGAGGCCUACACUGUGCAGAGGGUGUCCGAUCUCACCUCCUCACCCAGUAACAUGUAUCAACCCAAUGGAUUCCGCAAAGGCCUGUCUCCAGCCAGCAGGAGGACGGUGCCGCAAAUCACAAUUGCCACCGAUGACCCCAUUCUGCCCCUCGAAGCAUUCUUCCAGACCUGGUCCAACAACAAAGAGAAGCGCAACUCUAGGUAGUCGAGUCCCUCAUCUAAUCAAACAGUACAUAUCUGAAAGAUUUCAUACGUUUCUUAUCUAUGGAAUGAUAGUACAUGGUAGUAGACUAAAAAGCCAAAGUGAUUUUUAAAUUAUUUAUUUCGACGAUGAUCGUCAUUAUUGAACGAACUCCAUUUAUUAAAAUAAUAUUGGGGUUUGUUGAGGAGUUGAUAGCAAUUGAAUUUCAUCUUGAAUCAAACAAGAGAGAGAUGUGGUUUAGCAGUGUGGAUAGACACUGAUCUGAUUAAAUCAAAGAAAACACAACCAUUUUCAUGAAGCUUGCAGCAAUUUCCUUUAAAAACGAGUCAAACUAAUUGCUUUUUCCAACUCCUCAUGUCAUAGCAAUUCCAGCAAUUAAUUGAAAAAAUGCAAAAUAAUAUUAUAUUCAAUUGUUAGCCUAAGAAUACUUGACAAAUAAUGAUUUACAAACAAAUAAUGAUCCUAUUACUAUCACAAUCGCAUACAAAUUUGUCUCACUCUUCAUGUUUAAUAAUCAGAAUAUUUUGAUUUGUUUCAAAUUUGAAUAUUUUGACUAUUAUUUUCCAAAAAGUGCUUUUUUGCAAUACCUUUGGAAUUAAUUUAAGUCCGCUUGGAUGGAAUCAUCGAUUAUUCGAGACUAGGAAUAAUUCUAAUCAUAACGGUAGAGACCAUAAACUUUAAUUAGUAUAAUAUUUAUUUAUUGUAGAACAUUCAUGAAAACAAAAAGAUACUGAUCAUAUUUAUGUCUGUGGCGUGGUAUGACAAAAAAUAAUUUCAGAAUAUUAUUUUUGUACAAAUUAUCAUGCAGUUCUCAACUAUUUGUAAUCUGCAAAUCAUGUUGAAAGAUAAUGUAAAUAUAGUAAAUGUAUAAUUAUUUGAGUAGAUAUCAAUUGAUUGUAUAUAUCAUACCUGUGUACAAAUAUUUUGUAUUUAUUUGGAAAAUAUAUUUUUAUAGUGUC